This is a messenger RNA of Rhizophagus irregularis DAOM 181602=DAOM 197198, 797 nucleotides long. The record is from RefSeq and is a predicted model, not a curated record. Lineage: Eukaryota; Fungi; Glomeromycota; Glomeromycetes; Glomerales; Glomeraceae.
UUUUUUUUUUUUUUCGCGUUUAAUGACUUUGUUUCUUUAGAAAUACGAAGAAAUUUUUGAAAAUCAGUGUGACCGUGUAAAAUAUUUAUCCAUGGAUUAUCAUAAGGCCGAAAUUUGCAGAUAUUUCAUUAUAUAAAUGACAAUAAAGUUUUAUAACACUGUAUAUACCGUAUUUUUAUAUAUAUAUAUUGCAGUCUUACUGAUAUAGUAUUUUGGCUUUGAUUUAUUUAAACUUGUUUCAUCAACUUAUGAGUAUCGGUAAUAAUUUAUCAUAAAAUUUAAAAUAAAUAUUUUUUUUCGAUGAUAACAGUUAGUAACGAGAAGAAAAUGAUUUACAUUUAUUUUUAGUAAAUCAAUGAACGGAAAAAAAGACAAAAUUAUUCCGGUUACCUAUUUAUUUUUUAAAAGACACCUUUUAAAGUUUAUCAACAAAGAACAACAUCUAAUUUUAGUUAAGAAACAAUAAAGACAUUUUUAAAUUAUUGAAGAAUCUUGUGCAAAUCACUUAUUAUUUAUCGAUUUAUCGAAGAGAUGGCGGAUGUUUCAUUGUUUUUUUUCCUUUUUCGUUAUUGUGUAUGGCGGAUUACGUACAAUUUAUGUUAUUAUUAUUAACAAUACUAGUAAAAAUUCCACCAGGAUGUGUUACGACUGUUACGUUGUGACAACUAAACUUCGCCUUAAUUCUGCAGCUAACACAAAUUUAGUAAUUGUCGAAACAAAAUAUUAUUACUGUAAAUACGCAAGAAUAAAUAAGCAAUAGUAUGAAUUAAUUUUAUUAAUCCCCUGUCGCACUAAGU